Messenger RNA from Neltuma alba, 1201 nucleotides. RefSeq lists its product as uncharacterized. The annotation marks the transcript as partial. Lineage: Eukaryota; Viridiplantae; Streptophyta; Magnoliopsida; Fabales; Fabaceae. Gene Ontology annotation, molecular function: protein binding. The transcript has 4 exons. The record is from RefSeq and is a predicted model, not a curated record.
CCCACGAUUGGUUCGCCCCAUUUGGGAGCCGUAAAGUGCCAAGGCGAAAAGGAUGCCACUUUCUGUCACUCGUCCACAUACCAUACCAGCUCUCGGCCGUUCAUUUUUCCUUACUUCAAAUCCUUAAAUAUCACAACAUCUUCAGCUCCGAUUCCAAGCUCAUGGCUCCAUCAUUAUUUCGGAUACUGUUCCUUUCCUGAAUCAGGACCCAUUCUCCAUCUUCCUCGAACAAGACCAGUUUCACUGACCACGUCAAAAAAUGCAACUCAAUCCUUUACCUCUGACGCAGACUCUCUCGACCCAUCAAAGCUUAACAGCAAAAAUCGCUUACCCCAUCGACAUGGUAUUUCACAAAAGAAUCAACAGGGCUUUGAGGUCAAAGAAAGUGAUGAAGUAGAAAACUCACUUGAGAAAACUUGCUCUGAACUUGUUCCUUUCUCUGGUUUGGAUAAGAGUUCGGUGAAGCAUGAAGAGGAUGUUGAAAUGAUGGGUGAUGGAGUUGGAAGCAAUGGAUGUAGUGGACAUGGGAGUGGAUGGUUUUCCUCUAAUGAUGGGGGAGAUAAUACGGAUUCUUAUUAUCAGAAGAUGAUUGCAACUAACCCGAAUAAUGCUCUUUUGCUUGGGAAUUAUGCAAAGUUCUUGAAAGAGGUGGUUGCAGAUUAUGAUAAAGCAAAGGAGUAUCUUGAAAGGGCGAUGUUAGCGAAUCCAGGGGAUGGCAUUCUUCUGUGUUUUUAUGCAGAAUUGAUAUGGCAAACGGAGAAGAAUGCAGAUCGAGCUGAACAGUAUUAUGAUCAAGCUGUUCAAAUCGCCCCUCAUGAUUGUUAUGUGCUUGCUUCAUAUGCUAACUUUCUGUGGGAUGCUGAAGAAGACGAAGAAGCCAAAGAGUGGAACCAGAAAACUGAUGAUGGAAAGCAUACACGUGCUUUAACUGCAGCCUCUCGUCUUGAUCCAAAAUAAGAAAUCCCAGUUUUUCAAUUCCUAGUGUUCCAGAAAGUUUUGAACUUGUACAUCUUUAGCGUCUGAAAUUGUGCUAGGAAAUAAAGAGCAGCCCUUUUUGUUUUUAUUGCCAUUUCCCCACUUCCAAUUCACCCUUUUUUGGUCAAAUAAUCAGCAUAACUAUGAUCCCGAUACCAUAUUGCAAUGUUAGGGGCUCAAAUACAUCUAUAAAUACAUGUAUGUAUGGUACGUAUAUGUGUAUGUA